Fragaria vesca subsp. vesca is the source of this 869-nucleotide messenger RNA. RefSeq lists its product as uncharacterized. The transcript has 3 exons. The record is from RefSeq and is a predicted model, not a curated record. The coding region runs from base 39 to 464 and encodes 141 amino acids. Gene Ontology annotation, biological process: signal transduction. Gene Ontology annotation, molecular function: protein binding; ADP binding. NCBI's taxonomy places the organism in Eukaryota, Viridiplantae, Streptophyta, Magnoliopsida, Rosales, Rosaceae.
CACUAAAAAGCAUAUGUAAUGGUCCCGCUCCACAUGCAAUGUUCCAGAGUCUUAAGAUUUUGACCAUUGACCGUUGCAUAUUGCUGCAAAGUCUGUUCGCAUCUGAUGUAGCCCAAUGUCUUGUUCAAUUGGAAGACCUUCUUGUAGAGUGGUGUCCUACGUUGGAAAGAGUAAUGGAAGCAGUGAACAAGGAGAAGACGGUUCUACCAAAACUGAAGAAUUUGGUUUUGAAGAAUCUUCCUAAGUUGUAUGGUGCAAUUGCUGCCGUUGAUAUUGAGUGUCCUUCAUUGGAACGCUUGAUGGUGGUGGAUUGCCCCAAGCUUUUAUUUUCAACCUCCUCCGAUCUCUUCGAAGCCUUCAAAAGCAGGAACCAGUUUUCAUUUUCAGCCUCCACUUCUGACCCGGUCCAACUCGAUGAUCCACAACUAUACCUAGCUCUACGUGGCAGAUCUUACCUAUUCUGAAGUCUCUAGCUCAGCUUCUGACUUCCAUUGCAGGAAGUAACCAAGUUCAACUCUAUUUCUUUGUCCAGCACUUGGAUACUAGAUGAGAGAGAAAGUACUGGAAGCUCCCCAGAAAGAAGGUUAGAGCUCAAAUCAAGAACCUCAAGAUGAGUCAAGGACAAGAAGGAAGCAACACUUUAAUGUAGGAAAUUUUGGGAGAGAUUCAAGUGGGUGAGAUGUGUGAGAUUUUCAAGUGCUAGUUUUGAUGAAGAAAAUGUAAUACCUUGUUUGAGUGUGAGGCCAUCGGAGGGCAAUGAGAUACGGGUGACCCAACCAGCCGCAUCGCAGUUGAUGCCUUGCCAGCGGAAGUCCAGUUUAAGGAAGAGGGAGAAGAAAGAGCCAGAGCAAAGGACAAGAGAGAAGUAU